This is a messenger RNA of Spirometra erinaceieuropaei, 591 nucleotides long. Lineage: Eukaryota; Metazoa; Platyhelminthes; Cestoda; Diphyllobothriidea; Diphyllobothriidae. The record is from the annotation of a GenBank genome assembly.
AUGCUGUUAAACGCCUACCGUAACGAACGCCCCGGGAUCCGCGUCGCCUACAGAACGGACGGCCAACUCCUCAGUCAACAGAGGAUGCACUUCCAGUUGCGUGUAUCCACAACCAUCGCCCGCCAACUUCUUUUCGCCGAUGACUGCGCCCUAACCACCAUUUGGGGAGGGUGCAUGCAAGGGAAUAUGGGUCUCUUCACUGUCGAUUGCGAUAACUCCGGCCUCGUCGUCAACACGGAGAAGAUGGUGGUCAUGCACCAAACGCCGCCCAACACUGCCCACAAUGUCCCGCAAAUCAGUGUGAGCGGAACCCAUCGGCAAGUGGUGGACAACUUCACGUACCUGGGCAGCACCCUCUCCCACAGCACCAAGAUCGACGACGAAGUGGCCCGCCGGAUUUCCAAGGCCAGUUAUGCCUUUGGUCGUCUUCGAAACACAGCAUGGAAUCGUCACAUUCUUCAACUUAGCAAUAAACUGAAGAUGUACAAGGCCGUCAUCCUACCGACAUUGCUUUGUGGAGCAGAGACCUGGACGGUGUACAUGGAGCAGGCACGUAGACUCAAUCACUUCCACUGCAGUUGUCUCCGUUGA